UGUACACCACACCACCAGCGUCUCGUCGCGCGUCGAUGACGUCAGUGAAACGUCUUCCAUUAUGGCGGCGGAGGGCUGUGAGGAGAUGAGCGGCAACGGGGAGCUCACAGAGUCCUCAGCCAUGGAAGAGUCAGAGGUUCUUGUGCUGCCACCAACUGAGAUGGAAGAGACAUCAGAAGAAAACGGCAGUGCACCUGAGGCCCUGGUAGGCCCUGACCCUGCUCCCUUCUCCAUGCCCCAUACUGCAGAAGAUGAGGAGGGAGAACUGCCUGCAGACUUUGAGCGCCUGUGGAAGGCUGCCCACGACAAUCCUCAAGACUUCACAACCUGGACUGACCUUCUACAGUACUGCGAGCAAGAGAGUCAUAUCACAGCAUCACGCAGAGCAUUAGAGGCCUUCCUUCUUCGCUAUCCACUCUGUUACGGCUACUGGAAGAAAUAUGCUGAUCUGGAGCGGCGAGCCAGUAACAACGACAAAGCAGAGGAGGUGUGUAUUCAGGGCCUCCAGGUUAUCCCUCUGAGUGUAGAUCUGUGGAUCCAUUAUGUCAAUCUGCUGCUGGGAACACUAGAUAUGAACCUGUCUGAGUCACCUGUACGGAUUCGCAGAGUGUUUGAGGAUGCAGUGACAGCAGCAGGUCUGGACUUCCACUCAGACAGGCUUUGGGAUCUUUACAUUGAGUGGGAGAAGGAGCAAGGGAACAUGAAGAACGCAGCAUCUGUGCUUGACAGAGUCCUUAAAGUCCCUACCCAGCUCUACAAUACCCACUAUGACAAGUUCAAGGAACACCUGAACAACCAUGAGCCCAAAGACGUGCUUUCCCAGGAGGAGUAUGAGGAGCUGAGGGCAUCUUGCCGUCAGAGUCAGAAGGCAGAGCGUGCAGAACAAGCUCAGGAAGAAGAGGCAGAGAGACCGCCGGGAGAGGAGGAGCCAGCCACACCAGAGGGCACAGACACUGAAGAGUUGAUGCAGAAGAUUAGAGAGCAAGCGCUGGUUGGGAGGGACAGAGUGUACCAGGACAACGAAGGAGAAGUCCGCAAAAGAUGGCACUACGAAGAUGCAAUAAAACGCCCCUACUUCCAUGUCAAGCCACUAGACCGCCUCCAGAUAAGGUCCUGGCACACCUACCUGGACUGGGAGGUUGCUCAGCUGAACAAGGACACAAAAGAGCCAACCCCAGAUCUGAACGAGGCAGCUACAGAGGGGUCAGAGGUCGCAGCCCCGCCGCCACAGGAGCCAUCUGAGGAUUCUGGGGUUGCCUGUGAUGACUACAGGGUUCGUAUCCUCUUUGAGCGCUGCCUGAUCGCCUGUGCUCUGUAUGAGGAGUUCUGGAUCAGGUAUUCUCAGUAUCUGGAGGCUAAGAGUGUGGACGAGGCGCGGGCUGUUUACAAACGAGCCUGUGAGAUCCACCUGACAAACAAACCCAACAUCCACAUGCAUUGGGCCACCUUUGAGGAGAGGCACGGUGACCUGACAGAGGCUCGGCGAGUGCUGGUGGCUCUGGAGAAAACCCUGCCCGGUUUGGCAGUGGUCCGCCUUCGAAGGGCGGCUUUGGAGAGACGAGCCGGUCAGCUGGACCAAUCAGAGGCCUUGCUGCAGGAAGCAGUGGCAGAGUCCAAAGAAAAGCCCACGUUACAUGCGUUCUUCUCAAUCAAGCUGGCUCGUCUGCUUCUAAAGGUGGGAAGGAACCCCAGCAGAGCCCGCAUGAUUCUACAGGAGGCGCUGGUGAUCAGUCCGGACAAUGAUAAACUGCACCUGAACCUGUUGGAGCUGGAAGUGUCGGGGGACCCCUGGGCCUCAGCUGAGGCGGUCCAGGAGUGUGUGACCCGAGCCCUGGCAGCUCCCUUGGCCCCACACACUAAAAUCCUCCUCUCACAAAGAGGCCUGCAGUUUGCUGAGGACUACAGCAACUCCAUCCAGACCGUGCUGACUGUGUAUGAAGGGCACCAGAAACUUCUGAGGGAGUUAGGCGGAACAAAGAGAGGAGCAGAGAACGGGGACGAGGACUCAGAAAAGCUGAGCAAAAGUGAAGAUGAUUCUUCUACAGCUGUGUCUGAACAAGUCCCACCCACCAUGCCCCACGUCCCCAUCACCACGCCUCCUCCCCCUGUGGUGGGUGGCGAUGCAAGCUCACAGGCCGGCUAUGGAGGCUACAGCAGCUGGUACCAGCAACCACAAUAUGGCAGCUACGGCUACCAGAACACCUGGAACUACAACCAGGGCUACUACCCUCCGAGCUAAAACAGUUGACAGUGAUUUUGACACCAAAAAGGUCACAGGAAGCAGUUGGACCCAGGAAGACUUUUCAGCUGAACAUCAAACUGAACUUUCCAGUCCUGCAGGCCCCACCAGCUAAAAUGAGAAAAAAAAAGUACCAUCCCAGCAUCCUUUCUGCACCGUCCGUCCUGAGUAACCUCAAUGUCCUGGAUUUGUUUAAACAAGGGACAACUGGAGUGGAGCUCUUUUAACACAUGGUGUCAUUUUUAGUGUUGCUUCUGAUAGGCAAGUUGAAAGACGAUGAAAGGACACGGGGAGGCCCACAUCCGUGCGUGUCUUCAUUUCAAUUGGAAAUAUUUUUGUAUUUGUUUGCAACCUCUUUGCUUCACAUCUAAAAGGCAUCCAGUUUUAUCAAGUUUGACAGCUAAUGUAUGAUUGACAUUUUGUACCAUUCCAGAGUAGGUUAUUUGUUGUUUUUCUAAUGUAUAUAAAGGUGUUUUAUAGUGUGUCACAAAGGGA
Notolabrus celidotus (New Zealand spotty) is the source of this 2734-nucleotide messenger RNA. RefSeq names its product pre-mRNA-processing factor 39. Gene Ontology annotation, molecular function: protein binding. NCBI's taxonomy places the organism in Eukaryota, Metazoa, Chordata, Actinopteri, Labriformes, Labridae. Gene Ontology annotation, cellular component: U2-type prespliceosome; U1 snRNP; commitment complex. The coding region runs from base 62 to 2239 and encodes 725 amino acids. The transcript has 15 exons. The record is from RefSeq and is a predicted model, not a curated record. Gene Ontology annotation, biological process: RNA processing; mRNA 5'-splice site recognition.